AUGUCAAAUGUAGGAGACAAUGCGUUUCCUAUGGAAAACGAUAGUAGAAUUUAUGCCAUAUUAUUCAAGUCUAUCGACUUUUCUACGAGUAAUGAUAAUACGUUGGCGGAUAGUUAUUUUCCUCUUGAUAUAAAAAAAAUUCAAGGAUCAAUGGCAGAUAAAGAAUCGAACAGACAAGAAAUAGAGGAAGUAGAUGUUUCCAACGAUGAUAGCGUAAAAGAUCCCGAUUUUGACUCUGGCGAUGAUGAAACUGAAAACACAAUCGAUAAUGAAAUUACAGAAGGUUCGUUCAAAAGACGAAAGAAGAGCAGAACUAAGCCUGCCGACUUUUCUACGACUAAUGAUAAUACGUUGGCGGAUAGUUAUUUUCCUGUUGAUAUAAAAAAAAAUCAAGGAUCAUUGGCAGAUAGUUCUAUUAAAGAGUUAGUUGAAAGAAAGUAA
Molecule: messenger RNA, 441 nt
Organism: Psylliodes chrysocephalus
Lineage: Eukaryota; Metazoa; Arthropoda; Insecta; Coleoptera; Chrysomelidae
Source: the annotation of a GenBank genome assembly